Knipowitschia caucasica is the source of this 333-nucleotide messenger RNA. Lineage: Eukaryota; Metazoa; Chordata; Actinopteri; Gobiiformes; Gobiidae. The record is from the annotation of a GenBank genome assembly.
AUGCCCUCUGAGAUACUUCCCGUGCAUCUCUCUGCGCUCAAACUGCCACAGGCUGAUGUCCGGCACGUUGGUGGCCGAAGCCGUCGCCUUCCUGACCCCGGGCUGCCCUUCACAGCAGGCUCCUGUGUCCGACACCAGGAACAACGUCCAACACAACUUUCUCCACGGACCAACAAGCACAGCUGUCUGUCCCAGUUAUCGGCACAUGAGAUAAAUGAGCUGACAGACACCCAGGGCGAUGGCCUGAUCCCCGUGGGCCUGGACAGGGAGAUGCUUCUAUAUGUUUGUGAGGAGAGUGACGCUGGGAUCUACAGCUGCAGCUCAGCGGAUUAG